This is a messenger RNA of Adelges cooleyi (spruce gall adelgid), 1062 nucleotides long. RefSeq lists its product as uncharacterized. The record is from RefSeq and is a predicted model, not a curated record. Lineage: Eukaryota; Metazoa; Arthropoda; Insecta; Hemiptera; Adelgidae. The transcript is spliced from 3 exons. Bases 131 to 838 code for a protein of 235 amino acids.
GUUCAGUGUUAGUGCACUUGUCUGUGGCCGGACCAGUUUUGGUAUAGAGAUAUUAAAUUUUAAUCGAGUGUCGUUUGUUUUAGCACCAGAAAAAUUAUACAACAAAAACACACAUAAUAAUAAUAUAGUAAUGACCGUGUACUAUUCGGUUGUCGUUGCCGUUUACUUGGCCGUCGGUUGUGGUCGCUUGCUGCCAUCGGUCGCCAGGCUGGCAAAGAACGACGAAAAGUGUCCGGAAGUCCGAGCUAGAAGUAAUUGCGACUUGGACGCCAUAAAAGGAACGUGGAACGUAAUCGACUACUAUGCCAGUUCGGAAGAAGCGCAGAUCUACAGAUGCAUGAGAUCCACGUUUAACUUGUCACCGGACGUUCCGGAAAUAUCCAUGGACUUUACGUACAGCUAUGUGGAUGACCCGGACAACGAGCAGCUGUCCGGUAACAUCACUUGGAACAUACCGGACAUGAGUCAACCCGGUCACUGGAUACACAUGGAGACCCCGUACGAAGGCGUUUACAACACGUACGUGCUGGACUGUAAGGACACGUGGGCGGUGUUGCUCCAUUGCGCGGAAAAGCCGUCCAGUCCGCGGUACCUGUCCACCAUACUGCUGUCCAGGGACAAGGCGGUGCCGGUGAACGUGCGCAGUUACGUGCGAGGGAAAUUGCCCAAGUACGGUGUGCAGCUCGAGUACACGUUUCCCAUGGUCCAGGACGAUUGCAGCCCAGCCGUGAAUCCGCUGUACUACGGGACGCCCAAUAAUAAAGCGUCGCCCGCAAAGAAGGUCAAGAACCCGAUGUCGCACGUGCACAACGCCGGCGAAACGGAUACGCGCAUUUAAAUGAUUUGGCCGCCCGGCCCUAUGCCGAACGUCACUAAUGUCACCAAAUAGAGUGCACCUGUAUAGUGUAUAUUAUUAUUAUAUAUGUAUGUGUUGACCAAGAGCCUGUAUUGUUGCCUGUACACCCAUUCGACCUAAACGCACACACUUUUUGGAUUGGGCCUGUCGAAAAGAAAUUUAUCCGGCGCAGAGUAUUUCGUUAUAAUUCCAACACACAAACUCAC